Molecule: messenger RNA, 996 nt
Organism: Mya arenaria
Lineage: Eukaryota; Metazoa; Mollusca; Bivalvia; Myida; Myidae
Product: monocarboxylate transporter 9-like
Exons: 7
Coding region: 39-995 (318 amino acids)
Biological process (GO): transmembrane transport; monocarboxylic acid transport
Molecular function (GO): monocarboxylic acid transmembrane transporter activity
Source: RefSeq, a predicted model, not a curated record
GUAAAAAGAGGAAAUAACGUAACUCUACAACAUCAGUUAUGACGUCACGAACGCAUGACAUUGACGACGGAUGGGCGUGGGUUGUCCUUGCAGCCGUUUACAGUGGACAACUGCUCCUGUCGACAGCUAUGUACACAGCAGGAGUAUUGUAUGUUGAAAUGCUAGAUUAUUACCAAGACGAUGCCACAAAAACAUCGAUUAUUGGAUCCCUAAACUCAGGACUUCUAUGUUUACUAGGGCCUCUUGUUUCCAUUUGCAUAAACAAGCUUUCUUGCCGCGUCACAAUAUUCACUGGUGGAGUAUGUCUCAUGUUGGCAUAUUUGUCCAGUGCCUUUGUCAGCAAUAUUAACCUGUUGAUACUCAGUAUUGGUGUCCUUGGUGGAAUAGGAAAUGCACUUUCAAGCGUGCCAUUUACCGUUGUGCUGGUGUAUUAUUUUGAAAGACGAAGAAACAUCGUUUUAAUUUUAAGUCAGGCUGUCAUAGGAAUCGCUAUGUUUCUGGCUUCGCCAUUAGCCUUGUGGUUACUUGAUGAGUAUGGGUUAAAAGGAACGUUUUUGAUUAUUGCAGGCUUCUGUGCACACCUAUGCGUGUGUGCCGUGAUAUGCAAACCAUCAGUGAAAGAAGCAAAAUAUAAGCAAUACAAAUAUGUCUUCGUCGCUGCGAUAGGACUUUUGACUGGUUUGCCAAACUCGCUGGCUACUCCCCUAACUCUCACUCUCGUUGGUGUUGAAAAUAUAUCAAUUGCUCACGGGCUGGUGUAUUUCUUUUGUGGUAUUGGAUUCGUGUCCGGUCCACCAUUAGCAGCGUUGCUGCUAGAAGGAACAGGCUCAUACGAGAACAGCUUUUUCAUGUCUGGUGCAGUUUUACUUUUUGGGAGCCUAAUGGCGGUUGCUGCAAAAAUACGCCUAAGAAAGGCACAAAAAGAGCGGAAGAAAACGAACGAUGAAAGCAGCGGUGAAGAAAUUACGACGUUAUUCGAAAAAAAUCAGCAGUGAU